Molecule: messenger RNA, 916 nt
Organism: Salvia hispanica
Lineage: Eukaryota; Viridiplantae; Streptophyta; Magnoliopsida; Lamiales; Lamiaceae
Product: ubiquitin-conjugating enzyme E2 4-like
Source: RefSeq, a predicted model, not a curated record
UUCAUUCAUCUUCUCAACCUUACUUCUUUAACUCCAACAAGUAACUUCAUUCUUCCCCUUUUUCUCUCUCAUCCCUCAUUUCCUUCCCCAAAUCAAACUCAAGCAAGCUCAGAAUCACAGCUAAAUUCAACAUGUCUUCCCCAAGCAAGAGGCGCGAGAUGGACUUGAUGAAAUUGAUGAUGAGUGAUUACAAGGUGGAGAUGAUCAAUGAUGGGAUGCAGGAGUUUUAUGUGCAUUUUCAUGGCCCUAGUGAGAGUCCUUACCACGGCGGGGUAUGGAAGGUAAGGGUUGGGCUUCCUGAUGCAUACCCAUACAAGUCUCCUUCGAUAGGAUUUAUAAACAAGAUGUACCAUCCCAAUGUGGAUGAAAUGUCAGGUUCGGUGUGUUUGGACGUUAUCAACCAGACAUGGAGCCCUAUGUUUGACCUGGUGAAUGUGUUUGAGGUGUUUCUACCUCAACUCUUGCUGUAUCCUAAUCCAUCUGACCCGUUGAAUGGAGAAGCUGCAGCUUUGAUGCUGCGUGAUCGAGCUGCUUAUGAACAAAGAGUCAAAGAAUACUGUCAGAAAUAUGCAAAACCAGAAGAUGUUGGGGAUGUCCCAGAAGAGAAAUCAAGUGAUGAAGAGCUUAGUGAAGACGAGAGUGUGUCUAGCGACGAGGAAGUUGUGGGGCCGGUGGAUCCAUAGCCUUCCCUCACUACCAGUUUCAGUACUAUGUCCAACUAUUCUCUCUGUAUGCUUCUAUCAAAUGCAUAUAGAAGAAGAAGCUAUUCCUUUCCUACUGCAAAAAAACAUGAGUAUUUAUAUCCUGUUGUAAAGUCUGUUGUUGUAAAUAUAUGCGUACAUUGUUUGUAACUUUAUUCCUCAUUACAAAUACCAAGCAAAAAUCUUGCUCUAAGGGCAAGUUUUAAUUUGUUGAA